Molecule: messenger RNA, 1044 nt
Organism: Fomitopsis serialis
Lineage: Eukaryota; Fungi; Basidiomycota; Agaricomycetes; Polyporales; Fomitopsidaceae
Exons: 1
Coding region: 1-1044 (347 amino acids)
Source: RefSeq, a predicted model, not a curated record
AUGCGCUUGCGGCAUGCAGUCUUACAUGUCUAUUUGGAGGGGUUCACUUGUCGCAUUCCUGAAGAAUUCAGGAGCGAUCUCAGGCUGCGCUCCCUUAUACCGCGCUUGAGGACACUGAACAUCUCGGCGAUGAAGAGCGACGGAGAUGACCUAGCUUCAUUGAUCUGUACUUCGGGCGCGUUGUCAACCUUAAUCCUUCACGAUUCGUCCGAUAUCUCAUCGGAGGGCAAAUGGUCUUCAGCACUUUCCGUGGACGGCUCGCUCGAAUGCAACGCCGAUACGUUCAUCUGGGACCCUUACGUUGGACUCAGGGCCAAUCCGAACCUGGAUAUGCUCACCAGAUGGUUCGAGGGCGGGAAGCGAUGCAUACAGAGACUGGCUACAACGGAGAUCGGCUCAGAGGGCACUCCGCAUUGGUUGGUGCAGAAGCUGCUCGACGCGUCAGGUGACUCUUUGGAACACUUGUUCCUUCACUUCCCUGGUGUACACUCGAGGGUCGACUAUGACGAGCUGGUGUCCAUCCCUAAUCUCGACAACAACACUCGUCUCAAAACGCUACACAUCGCAUUCCACCACUGUCGCCCUGACGUAACCAACAUUUUGUACACACCGAGCGCCCGCAACGCGUUCGGUAACCUGACACUGAUGGUCAUCCGUGUAAUGGCUUACGACAUGUGCCCGGAUAUAGAGUCGCAGGAUCUCUGGAUCGGACGCUGUGAUCUCUGUCUUAUCCACCCUCUGCUCAACUUGGUCUUCUGCUUUCAAUUCACAGUCAUUCAACCACCCAUUGCCGGGGCCCCACGUGAGACUGCGAUACCGUCGGGGGCUGACCGAACGCGGCAGAAAGUCAUCCGCUUCGUACAACUGCUCCCAACUCUUCAUCGCACAGGAGGAAGAGUGCGUUUUGGCAUUGUCUGGCAGACGCCUCACAGUGGGUCCUUUUUCAAGAAGGGCCUCGAUGGAGAGCACCAUCUGCCGGACUACUUUCUUGGUGAUCCGGAAUGGUACCACCCGGUCCAGGCUCCCUGGGAUCGCUUAUACUAG